Messenger RNA from Alosa alosa (allis shad), 3451 nucleotides. It is a transcript of the gene gjd1b, whose product is annotated as gap junction delta-2 protein. NCBI's taxonomy places the organism in Eukaryota, Metazoa, Chordata, Actinopteri, Clupeiformes, Clupeidae. The record is from RefSeq and is a predicted model, not a curated record. Gene Ontology annotation, cellular component: connexin complex. Gene Ontology annotation, biological process: cell communication. The transcript is spliced from 3 exons. The coding region runs from base 941 to 1858 and encodes 305 amino acids.
GACACACGCACGAGCCGGGUGCCUGAGCGAGGGAGCGAGAGAUCGAGGGAGGGAGGGAGGAAGGACAGGUGGAAGGGAAGGUGCGGAGAAAGAGAGAGACGCCAAGUCAGACGAGUGACAGCUGAAGAAAAAAGAAGAAAAAGGGUGGAUAAUGAUGAUGACAGUUGAGAGGGAGAGAAAGGACAGGCAGAUGGGGGAGGUCUGAUUCCAGAGCCAUAGUAACAGAGCAGAGUGGAGAAGAGAGGAGAGGAGAGGAGAGGAGAGGGAGAGGGAGAAAGAGAAGGAAGACUUCUUCUGAGCACCACCAAACCAGGGACUCAAGUGCAAUUACUAACCAAGUGAGCAAGAGAGCGCACGCAAGAAGAGAGGGGGGGGGGAGAGCGGGAACCAUAAAGGAACGCACAGUGACAGAGGAAAAGAGAGAGAGAGAGAGACACACACACAGUGGGGGGAAACAAAACACUGUGGUGAGUGUGGUACAAAGUGACAGCAGGGUUUAGGGGAAGCGGAGAAAAUUCCAGGAGGACACAACAGGCAAAGAAAAUGGAAGUAAGGAAAAGCACAUCAGAAGCUGGUCUUCAGCAACCACCACUGGACAAGAACACUUGAGGAGAGGAACCCAUCGCCUGGUAGUGUUGGGGCACGUGGGGUGCACUGUCCCUUAUUGCUUCUGCUUUCCAUCCACUUGUACAGAGCAAAGGAGGAAGAGGAGAGGAGAGGAGAGGAGAGGAGAGGAGAGGAGAGGAGAGGAGAGCCAUGGGUGCCCAGUGAAGCUGCCGAGGGGGGUCUUUCUCUCUCACACACCCGCUGCCUGCUGCUCUGGUCAGGGAAAAGAUCUCGGCGUCCCGGGGGGGCUGGUCACUGAGCCCCAGAGGAUAGAGGAGGGUCUACCACCCAACAUCAGCAGCACCUGUGAGACGCGUCCGGCUGAAAACUGGCCAUGGGGGAGUGGACCAUCCUGGAGCGCCUCCUAGAGGCCGCUGUCCAGCAGCACUCGACUAUGAUUGGGAGGAUCCUGCUGACAGUGGUGGUGAUCUUCCGCAUCCUAAUCGUGGCCAUCGUGGGGGAGACGGUGUACGAGGAUGAGCAGACCAUGUUCAUCUGCAACACCAUGCAGCCCGGCUGCAACCAGGCCUGCUACGACAAGGCCUUCCCCAUCUCGCACAUCCGCUACUGGGUCUUCCAGAUCAUCCUGGUGUGCACCCCCAGCCUGUGCUUCAUCACCUACUCCGUGCACCAGUCGGCCAAGCAGCGCGAGCGCCGCUACUCCUUCCUCUACCCCAUGCUGGAGCGGGACUACGGACGGGAGGGGGCUCGCCGCCUGCGCAACAUCAACGGCAUCCUGGUGCAGCACCCGGACGGGGGAGGGGGGGGGAAGGAGGAGCCCGACUGCCUGGAGGUGAAGGAGAUCCCCAACGCGCCGCGCGGCCUCACGCACAGCAAGAGCUCCAAGGUGCGGCGGCAGGAGGGCAUCUCGCGCUUCUACAUCAUCCAGGUGGUGUUCCGCAACGCACUGGAGAUCGGCUUCCUGGCCGGGCAGUACUUCCUGUACGGUUUCAGCGUGCCGGGUAUCUUCGAGUGCGACCGCUACCCCUGCCUGAAGGAGGUGGAGUGCUACGUGUCGCGGCCCACUGAGAAGACGGUCUUCCUGGUGUUCAUGUUCGCCGUGAGCGGCAUCUGCGUGGUGCUCAACCUGGCCGAGCUCAACCACCUGGGCUGGCGCAAGAUCAAGGCGGCCAUCAGGGGCGUGCAGGCGCGCCGCAAGUCCAUCUGCGAGAUCCGCAAGAAGGACAUGUCCCACCUCUCCCAGCCGCCCAACAUGGGCAGGACUCAGUCCAGCGAGUCGGCCUAUGUCUGAGCGCCCCUGCCCGGGCCUUCCUCAGGAGGGAAGCAGGCGGUCAGGGGCAGUGGACACAGCGGGAUGAAUGGGUGGACGGGUGAAUGCAACAACGGAAUGUAAAAUGAGGCGGGGAUGGAGGAGACCCACUGGAGCCUUGGCUAAGAUUGUCUGUGUGACAGAGGGGGGUAGAUGGAAGGGCAGUGAGCUGUGAAACACCUUAUUCCCUAAGAUGGUGCGACUGGCACCGGCUGGCUCAGCCAGGGGAAGGUGUUGACUGAAUUCAUCAUUCAAAGUGUGCGAGACUGAGGCCAUGACAGCUGAAGCCAUUUCAGCAUUCCCCCAUUUCCAGCGUGGGAGGGAACGAUGGAUAAACACGUUAGAGAGAGGUAGAAAGAGAGAUGGAGAGCGAUUGAGAGAGAGGGAAGGAGAAGGAGGUGAGAGAGGGCUAUUUUAUUUCCUCCCCAGGGAUCGAGGCUCUGGAUAGCCUCAGGGUCCUGGACAGGAAGGACAGAAGGAUGGGAGAGCGGAAAGGCUGUCUGUAGGAAGCUGAUAGACGUCCGCUCCACAAAGCUGCUCGACAGGAACAACAGCUAACGCCACGACCUCCUCUUCCCCUCUCUCUUUUUCAUUCCCCCUCUCUUUCGACCCCUCCUCUUUCAUCUAGAGAGAGAGAGAGAGAGAGGGAGGAGGUUGGGGGAGGGGCACAGGAGAAUGGACAGGACAGGACACUGUCCAAGUCCAGUGUUGCUGUUAUGGUGCUUGUGCCAGAAGAAAAAUACUGUUUGGGUUAUGUCUCCUGGCAAUGACUUGUAUUAUCACAAACAAGAGAAGGAGAUAUAAACACCCUUAACAGACUCUUCUCCUCUGGCAUCUAUUCCACUCACCACCUGUUGGACACCACGGGCAAACAAAGUCCUCUUGCUUUCAUUCUUUCUUUCUUUUUUGAACCCAACAUUUCUUUCUUAAGACUCUGAACAGAAACCUUGAAAUGGCACAAAAAACUUUACCUCAGCACACGUCAAGCUUCUCUCGUGCAGUCCAGCUGUCUGUCUAACUGUGCAUUCCUUCCUCUUGUACUGCGAAUGAAUAUGUUUGUGUAACUGUGGGUUUGUGUGUGUGUGUGUGUGUGUAUGUAUGCGUGCGUGUGUGUGUGGAGUGAGUUUUUGGAUGUGUCUGUGUCAGAGAGCCAUUUCCAACAAUACAACAGAGGUUAUAAAAAGUUUAAUUGAGCACUAAUUUAUUUGUUUUUUUUCAUUACUCUUGUGUGACUGUGCCAUCCUUUGACAUGACCACAUUUCUGAGAACUGCUGUAUAUCAUUUCACAUUUAGAUACAAGAACAUUCAUUUACCUGUUAAGACUUAAAGUAAAAUAUCAAGGUAUGAUUGUGGACAAAUGGAUUUUCAUUUUUUUUUUUUUAUUAAUUGCUCUUUUGUUUUCAAAGCUCUGUUUCUAAACCAUUUGUUUUUUGAGAAACAUGUUUGCUUUUUUUUUAAAGAAAUACUAGGGUAUUUGAAAAAAGCAUGUUUUUUAAGAUAACACUACUUGUUAAAAUGGAAACCUAUUUGUCAAGGAUAAUUGCUCAGAAGGGGGAUUGACCCUGUUUUUUUUUG